Closterium sp. NIES-67 is the source of this 895-nucleotide messenger RNA. The record is from the annotation of a GenBank genome assembly. Lineage: Eukaryota; Viridiplantae; Streptophyta; Zygnematophyceae; Desmidiales; Closteriaceae.
GUCCCCCUCCUCUCGCACAGGGCAGUGGAGAUGGGGGUGUGAGUGAGGGCCACGAGUGUAAGGAGCGGAGCAAGGGGAGGCACGGGGAGGAAGAGCAUGAAUUUGCUGAGAGAGUCAGUUUAGAAACCGGCAGAGCAGGAGGGGGGGAACAGCCAGCACACUUAUCACCAGCAACAGCGCCACAAGAACAGGCAGCAGAGUGCCGGUCGCCCCAGUGGCCUUAUAUCACCUUCCCUUCUCCCUGCAGUAACCACUGCUGCUGCUGUCCCUCCCCCCCUGUCAUCACGUCUUUCUCCCCUGCCGCCUCCCCUCCCGCCCCUCCACCCCUGAACCUGCACACCACUCCCCUUCUCCAUGCUCUGCUUCUCCACCCCGCCCUGCUCCUGUGUCUCUUUCCCUCUGGACUUGACUGAACAGCUGACCCUCUCCCCUGCUGCAACCACGGUACCUGGGGUUCCUCCCGACACUGCUGUGACAGCAGCUGCACUGCUUGCAAACAGCAUUUCAGAAGCAGAAAAGGGUAUUCUAGGGUGGGGCCACGGACCGAAAAAUGCAGAGGGGCAGGAUCAGAGUAGGAGGGGGGGAAGGGGACGGGGGGGCGCGCAUGGGGAGGAUAGUAUCUGGAGCGGCCAGAGUGUGCAAGCGGGAGGUGACAUGAGGACAGGCACGGAGACAAAAUGGCUGGCUUGGGAAUGGCAGCUGAAGCCAGAGGCUAUGCCAGCACUGCCGCCAAUGCUGCAAUAAUCUGUGCUGCCAUUUCAACAUAUGCGAAUGAUGCAGGCAGGGAUAUUGUUUGCUACAGUCACAUAUUUUCGUGGCCAAAAAAAUGCACAUGCAUUUUGCAUAUUAAUCCAUUGUGAUGUUGACAAUCUUAUAUGCUAUUCAUGAUGUUCCG